This is a messenger RNA of Salvia splendens (bonfire salvia), 1420 nucleotides long. Its product is annotated as heavy metal-associated isoprenylated plant protein 6. The coding region runs from base 198 to 1283 and encodes 361 amino acids. Gene Ontology annotation, molecular function: metal ion binding. The transcript is spliced from 5 exons. The record is from RefSeq and is a predicted model, not a curated record. NCBI's taxonomy places the organism in Eukaryota, Viridiplantae, Streptophyta, Magnoliopsida, Lamiales, Lamiaceae.
AAAAUUUGACAAUGAAAAGGGGUGUAGUAAUUGACUCCAAACGCUGCCGUUUAAUUGGCACAGCAGCCCCUGCUGUGUUCCCACCACAGCAGGGGAUCCUCCCCCCUAUAUAUCUCAGAUAUUGCCUCCAUUUUAUAUCUUCAAACAAAUAUUCACUCCUUCAAAAAUCAAAAUAAAAAUCACAAUUCUUGCAGCAAAUGGGCGAGCAAAAUGAGAAAAAUAAUGAAGGAGAGAAGGCGGCGGAGGGCGCCGAGAAGGCGGCAGUGGGUGGCGGCGGAGAGGGAAAAGAGGGCCCCACCACGGUGGUGUUAAAUAUGGAUUUACAUUGCCAAGGCUGUGCCAAGAAAGUGAGGCGAUCCAUCAGCCAUUUACCAGGUGUGGAGACGGUGAAGGCCGACUUUGAGGGGAAGAAAUUGACGGUGAUGGGAAAUGUGGACCCCAGCUGGCUCCGGGAGAAAGUUGAGCUGAAGACCAUGAAGAAGGUGGAGCUCAUCUCCCCUCAGCCCAGGUCCGACGACAAGAAGGCUGGUGGAGAUGACAAGAAAGCAGAGGAUGAUAUUAGCAAGCCCAAAAAGGCUGUUGUUAGCGCUGUGAUGAUGAAAACAAAGUUGCACUGUGACGGAUGCGCGCAUAAAAUAAAGAGGAUUAUAAUUAAGAAUUUUGAAGGUGUUGACUCAGUAACAACUGAUCUACAAAAGGAUUUGAUCAUUGUGAUCGGAACAAUGGACGUAAAUGAUUUGGUUACAUAUCUAAAAGUGAAGCUAAAAAGAGGAGUUGAGAUCAUUCCUCCAAAAAAAGACGACAACGCCCCUGCCGCAGAGAAAAAGGCGGCCAAAGGCGCUGUCGCAGAAGAGAAAGAAAAAGCUAAGGGCGGUGGCGAAGGCGAAGGCAAAGGCAAAGGCAGAGGCAAAGAAGAAGUAAAGAAAGAUAAGGAAAGCAACAUCAUCGGAGAAAAUGGUGAAAAGAAAAAAGAGGGUGGUGGCGACAAAAAAGAAGGCGAAUCGAAACCGGUGGCAGCGCCCGCAGCCGAGGCCGGCACCGGCGAAACUAAGGUGGAGACGAGCAAGAUGGAGUAUCAUAAUAGUUACAAUCCACAAACACACUAUGCCAUGCCCAUGGUGAUGUAUGGACAUCAGGAUUAUGACAUGCAUCAUCAUGAAAGUCGUGGCAAUAUGGGCUACUACAUGGCCGGGCCUCCCUUGCCGCCGCCUACGUAUUUGAGCGCGGAUGCGAACGACAACAUGUUCAGUGAUGAGAACCCAAACGGGUGCUCCGUGAUGUAAUUAUGUGGAAUAUUAUGCUACAUAUCUUGGUCGAGUUGUAAUUUUCAGUUAUAUGUAAGUAAUAGAAAGUGCAAUUAGUGUAACAUAGAGUAUAUAAUUCUCGUUUGGGAAAAUAUUGGAUAAACCUUUUGUAUUUA